AUGACUGUCUCCCAGAGGGUGAUUAGCUUACGAUGCUAUUCCCUCCUGCUGAGGAUAUCCGAAACAUUCAAGAAGCUAGAGGCGAAUUUGAGCGAGGAGCAUGCCCCCCAGCCACCCACUAAAGUCAACAAGGGCUACCGCCAGGAGCUACGCAACCAAGUGAUGUCUAAGAAGGAGAAGUGGGCGGUGAGUAAAGACGAAGUCAACGCCAAAAAGACUAAACCCGCCCCCAAAUUCAAGCGGAUAUCGCUGAAUUCUACCAAGAGAAGUGCCCGCAGAGCUAAAGCUGCGCCGUCUCCAUGGAAAGCGCUCGAAGUGUGUCGCGGACUGAUAUUGGUGAAUGACGAACAAGAACUGGCGCAAAAGCUAGAGAAACAAAACAUCCCUGAACUCCAUCAUCGAUUGGACCGAGCAUUGUUUAGUCCAGGCGUCCAGUGGUACCAGGAUCCGCGAACCCGCAUCUAUAAUUUCCCACCAUACUUAAAGACGAUACCCAAGGUGGAAACGUUUAAUUUCAACGCCAUCGAUCUGUUUCAAGCUCCAGGCAAAGACCCCAGUCUUGGCGAAGCAGCAGUGCGUGCUAAAAAGCAGUUCUAUCUGAGUACGUCGCUGAUGACCCAGACAUUGACCCAUUUCUACCUAUUCCUCAAUAAUUAUGAUCCCGAGCUAGAGCAGCGGUUUGAGUUCCCGAGGUUAAGCAAACUGCUCCAGAAACGACCGGCUACUGUGACGGUUCAGUACCGUCCUGAAUUCUCCAAAGAGAAACCCGUUUACCUGAUUGACUCGGAUAAGAGUACCAGCAUGACUUCUCUAUUACUGGCAAUGGGUCAUUGUCUCGAAGCAUUUCUUACUACCCCACCCCAGGAGUUUGCUGAUAAGUUCAUCGUCAAUGAUACCGAGAUGCCCAUGGAGAAAGAGCAUUCGGUAUAUAACUACCUGACGUAUCUGGAGUUUAUGAUGCGCUCCCAGCUCGAUUGUUAUGACGACAGAUUACCUGGUAACGGCACGUUUGACCUUAAAACCCGCGUGGCGGUCCCUUACCGUUACAACCCUACUCGCCACGACCAAGAUCUGGCGUACCAAGUGUUUAAGACCGAGGGCGACUUUGAACUGUUUCAACGCGAAUACACCGAUUUGAUUCGUACCGGUGGGUUUCUCAAGUACAUGUUUCAAGCGAGAAUCGGCCAGAUGGACGGCAUCUUCUUAGCCUACCAUAAUCUCCUGCAAUUCUUCGGGUUCCAGUACCUCCCCCUCGAAGUGCUCGACGAGAUCUUCUACAAUGGUAGCGCCCAAAAGCGGUUGCCCGCCAACGAAAGCGAGCUGCUCCCGCUGUACAUGGCGCAAACCCAGUUCAAACAGCUGAUCAAGCUUUGGGAGACGAUCCUCAAGCAGGUGAUUGAGGACUUACCGCCAAAGCAGCUGUUCCGCUUACUGAUAAGGCGGCAACGUGUCCCGCACGGGAAGAAACCGAAAAACGUGCUCAAGAUCAUGGCAGUGCCGGUAACCCCAGAGCAAAUCACCGAGCUCAAUCACUUCCCCCGGGCCUACAAAACGCUGUAUCGCGAGAAGCUCCUGAAGGAGGAGUUUUAUCUCCGUCGGGGCCAGCACGAGCGGGACUUGGCCGAGUACAACCGCAACUUGGUCACUCCGGCCACGAUGUCCCAGGUGCACAACUACGAGCUCGAGAUAUUGGCGUCGACGCUCGGCGAACGCAAGUACCCCGGGUGGUUCCUGGUGAUGCCGCAGCUGGGUGACCAGCCGUGGACAAUCGACUACAAGCUUUCGCGCGUGCCUCACGCCACCACUGCUGACGACUUGGAAAGUCUCAAAAGCCAGAUGGUGGCGGAGUUCACGACGCCGUUUUUCUGGCGGGGGCUCGUCGGUAAGAUGGACGCCGAGCUCAAGGCGUUCGAGCUCAUAGGCAAGCAGCGGGAAGCGGCGUGGCGUGAUAAGGACCGCGAAGAGAUCGAGUACGUCCCGCGAGAAUGA
Diutina rugosa is the source of this 1989-nucleotide messenger RNA. It is a transcript of the gene PET127, whose product is annotated as Pet127p. Gene Ontology annotation, cellular component: mitochondrial envelope; mitochondrion. The transcript has a single exon. The record is from RefSeq and is a predicted model, not a curated record. Lineage: Eukaryota; Fungi; Ascomycota; Pichiomycetes; Serinales; Debaryomycetaceae. Gene Ontology annotation, biological process: mitochondrial RNA 5'-end processing. The coding region runs from base 1 to 1989 and encodes 662 amino acids.